This is a messenger RNA of Penicillium taxi, 534 nucleotides long. RefSeq lists its product as uncharacterized. Gene Ontology annotation, biological process: mitochondrial respiratory chain complex I assembly. NCBI's taxonomy places the organism in Eukaryota, Fungi, Ascomycota, Eurotiomycetes, Eurotiales, Aspergillaceae. The transcript has 3 exons. Gene Ontology annotation, cellular component: membrane. Bases 1 to 534 code for a protein of 177 amino acids. The record is from RefSeq and is a predicted model, not a curated record.
AUGGUGGGCAGUCUUUGGUUCAAGUGGAAGGCUAUCAAUUUCCCUUGGCGGAAAACAAUUCUCGUCGGCCAGGACCUCGCGGGAAAUACGUUCUGGAUAUUUAAAGAUGCACUGAGGGCGGGCAGAUACCGGAGAAUUGUGAAAUUCGAUCCCAAGACACACUACGGCGACGUCAAAGUGACACCGCAAUGGCAUCAAUGGCUACGACACCUCCGUGAAGACCCACCGACCAUCGAAGAGCAGAGACAAGAUCUGAUUCGUCAAGCACAAAUGAAACAGCUGGCCCGAUUAGCCGAUGAGCGAUGGGCCAGUAAAUCUUCCUUCCUCGAUAAACCUAAGACUGACCAGCCCACUUCUGCUGUGGAGAGCGGUGCGGUGAACUCGACGUCUAAUUCUGCUUCUCCACCCGCGGAAUCUAAAGUCCCCGAUGCCUCAAAAAAUGAACAGAAACAGAAUCCAUGGGCCAAAUCAGACGGUAGAGUUCCUGGCGAGGGCUGGCAGCCCGAAUCAUGGACGCCUAACUCUCACCGGUGA